Liolophura sinensis is the source of this 1486-nucleotide messenger RNA. Its product is annotated as cotranscriptional regulator ARB2A-like. Gene Ontology annotation, cellular component: nucleus. The coding region runs from base 114 to 1349 and encodes 411 amino acids. NCBI's taxonomy places the organism in Eukaryota, Metazoa, Mollusca, Polyplacophora, Chitonida, Chitonidae. Gene Ontology annotation, biological process: regulatory ncRNA-mediated heterochromatin formation. The record is from RefSeq and is a predicted model, not a curated record. The transcript is spliced from 11 exons. Gene Ontology annotation, molecular function: siRNA binding.
ACAACAUGUCGCGCUCUACCAAGUGAUACAUUGCAUUGUUGUUUUUGUCCAUCAGUUUGUGUGAUUGGUUGGGAAUUGGAUAUCAGUAGAACACCAGCUGUUAUCGGCUUCGUAUGAUCUGGCGGGUAGCUACCCUGUCAUUCCUUUUGACCUUAUCAUACUUGUGUUUCCAACCUGUGAAAAUGGAAGACGGUAAAGAAGAAAGUAUGGAGCUGGGUACUCAGUCACAGAGUCAAAUGGAUACCUCAGAUUCUCAAAAUAAAGGAUCCAACGAGGUGGAAGAAAAGAACCCCAGUGUAGAGAAGUCAGGAGAAAUGAAACCUGACAAAACUGAAAGUGAUAGUGGAAGCAAGCCAACCAACAAUGAGAAGUCAGCAAACAAGACGCCUGAGGAGAACAUGGUCGAAGAAAAAAAAUCAGAAAAAACAGUUGAACUGAAAUUCCCAACAACCCUGGAAGGAUUUGGUUAUAAAUUUGAUGAAGAUGGUAAGCUAGGUGACAUUGAGACUGGUGAGCCAUUCGUGUUUAAAGUUCGUUCACAUGAUGACAGCUAUAACCAGAAGAGGUAUGAGGCUUUAGGAGAGGUGAUAACAGAAUACGUUUAUGAACUGUUAGAGAAGGAGGCGAAUUUGAAAAGAGUACACAUACCUGUAGACGCUUCAGAAGGAGAGGCUCAGAGUUUUAUCUUCAUGACGGAGGAUGCACUCACUAACCCAGACAAACUGCUGCUCUUGAUCCAUGGAUCUGGGGUGGUCCGCGCAGGCCAGUGGGCACGCAGAUUAAUCAUCAAUGAUAACCUGAAAAGUGGCACCCAGCUACCCUUCAUCAAAAGGGCUGUGGAUUCGGGUUACGGGGUGAUUGUCUUCAAUACAAAUGAGAACAGGAUACGACAAGGAGACAAAUUUAUCCCUGUGAGGGAAAGCUCCACAGCUGUGGAUCAUGGCUUGUAUGUAUGGGAAGAAUUUGUGUCCAAAUCAGCGGCGAGAAACAUAGCAAUUGUGGCUCACAGCUAUGGUGGUGUUGUCACAGUGGAACUGGCAAUUGAGAAGGAGGCAGAGUUUAAGGAGAGGGUGUUUGCCAUUGCUCUCACAGACUCCGUACACAGUCUGUCUCAUCAAGAGGUGUCCUCAUCUGUCAUAAAACUUUUUAAAAGAAUCGCUAAGAACUGGGUGAGCAGUAAGGAGCCACUGGACACCCCAGUGCCUUCCCGACACAGAUACGAGUGUCCCCAAGUGUCUGCAGGAACGAACAAGCACGAAGAGACAUCGUGGUCAAGUUUUGAAUCCAUUUUUGAAAUGCUCGACAAAGCAUACAAAGAAGUUACUGAGAUAGACAAGGAAGAACUGUAGUUGCAGACCAUGAACUGUACGUGUACGUGAAAAUACAAUGUAUUUUUUUAACAGCAGGGAGUUAAUGAUAAGUUGGCAUCAGUUGUUAUUCCCGUAGUUUGCCUUAACUAUUACCGGCGUACUGUACAUGUGUGAUU